This is a messenger RNA of Paracoccidioides lutzii Pb01, 300 nucleotides long. RefSeq lists its product as hypothetical. The transcript has 2 exons. Bases 1 to 300 code for a protein of 99 amino acids. The record is from RefSeq and is a predicted model, not a curated record.
AUGGCUAACAAAUACAAUCCUCGGGAUCCUGGUGUUGUCGACUACAACAUUCAAUCCAUCAGACAUGGCGGAGGUGGCCAUCGUGCGUCUCGUUGCAAGCAAGGGAUCGUCGAUUGGGUCCCUCCUUAUCCAUUUGGACAGGGCACAGAAAUAAUUCCCCUCCCGUUUAGGGAGGCAAGGUGGCUACGCGGAUAUCAUUCGAAAGGCUGGGAUCAAGAAUAUAUUGGAGAAGAAACGGCAAAAACUGCAGCAGAAAACGAGGCAGGAAGUGCUGACAACGGCAAGGAACCAGCCAAAUGA